AUGCUCGGAAUCGCUACCCUCCUGCUCAGUGCGGUUUACUCCGUUACUGCUGCACCAGUUGAGAUUGAGAAGAGAGCCGUAUCGGCAGACGUCCUGAGUCAGCUCCAAUUCUUCUCCCAGUACUCAGCUGCCGCAUACUGCACCAUAAACAACAACAGCUCAGACACCAAGGUUGUCUGUCCUCAGGGUAACUGCCCUCUCGUCGAGGCAGCAAACACCAACACCGUCACCGAGUUCGAGAACAGCCCCGAGACGGAUGUUACCGGCUUUGUUGCAACUGACACGACCAACAAUCUCAUUGUUCUGUCCUUCCGAGGAUCAAGAAGUGUGCAAAACUUUCUCACCGACGCCGUAUUCCCUGUCAUGAAUACCACCAUCUGCCCUACAUGCGAAGCGUCCAUUGGCUUCUGGCAGAGCUGGCUGGAGGCACAGACCACUGUAGUUGCUGCCAUCCAAGAGGCAAUGCAGCAAUACCCAACCUUCAAAGUGGUUGCAACCGGCCACUCGCUAGGUGGUGCGCUAGCCGACCUGGGCGCUGGAGUGCUCCGCUCCCAAGGCAUUGCCGUCGACCUUUACACCUAUGGUGCUCCCAAGAUCGGUCUCGAGGGUAUUAGCAGUUAUCUCAGCCAGACGAACAUGGGCGCAAACUACCGUGUUACCCACAAGUCUGACCCUGUACCCAAGCUCCCUCCUGCGGCCCUGGGCUACCUCAACGUCUCGCCCGAGUACUACAUUACCACUGGAAACGGCGUGCAGCCUGGCACUGGAGACAUUAACGUGCUCACUGGCUUAUUGAAUCUGGCCGGAAACGAGGGAGACUUGGGAUUUGACGUCAACGCGCACUUGUGGUACUUUGGACCCAUCAGCGAGUGCCAGUGA
Messenger RNA from Bipolaris maydis ATCC 48331, 879 nucleotides. RefSeq names its product Alpha/Beta hydrolase protein. NCBI's taxonomy places the organism in Eukaryota, Fungi, Ascomycota, Dothideomycetes, Pleosporales, Pleosporaceae. The record is from RefSeq and is a predicted model, not a curated record. Gene Ontology annotation, biological process: lipid catabolic process.